This is a messenger RNA of Plasmodium vivax (malaria parasite P. vivax), 489 nucleotides long. RefSeq lists its product as hypothetical. The record is from RefSeq and is a predicted model, not a curated record. The transcript is spliced from 3 exons. Bases 1 to 489 code for a protein of 162 amino acids. NCBI's taxonomy places the organism in Eukaryota, Apicomplexa, Aconoidasida, Haemosporida, Plasmodiidae.
AUGCACGAGCGGAUAAAGAAGGCAGACUACGACCUGGUGGAGAGGGAAAAGUGCCUCAGCUUUCUGAGCAAAUUUAAAGAAAACUCAGCCGAGUUCGUCCAGCUGGACAUGUUCGACAGGCUGGAAACGAUAUUCAGCUCGCGCGAGUUUAUAAAAAAAAAAAAGGAAAGUCUUAAGGCAAAGAUAAAUAUCAUAAAGGCUAAGAUAAAAGACACGGAGGAGAAGUAUAACUUAGCCCUAAUGGAUAAAGAAAAGGAGUACAAAAAUCUCGUUGAGACCUCAGAAGGAGUCUUAAAAAAGGAAAAGGAGAUAGCGGAACAACUCAAGGAAAAAAUAAAUGAACACAACAAAAAUGCACUGCUCCUCUAUAAGAUAAUUUCAUGUGUCGAUAAUUUUUUGAGUCGUUUUUCUUCAUUCCUACCGGAGCUGCGUCAUUACAACGUUAAGAAGGACGAGGAAAAAAAGUACUCAAGAGAGAGCGAUCAUUAG